CAGGGAGGGGCGCGGGGAGGAGCUGUGAUGCGGCUCAGUCAGUAUACUAGUCACUCACUGAGUCUCAUUUGCACACCUUCUCCACCAUCUCUUCCUCCUCCUUUACCUUCUCCUCCACCUCCCGCAGUCAUGACCGAGGUGCUAGCGGAAGCGCUGGAGGCUGGUGAGGUGACCGCCUUGGAUGACGGCGCCUUCAGGUGCGAGGUGUGCAAGCAGAGCUACUCCAGCAAGGCCUCUGUCAAGACCCACCUCAACACAAAGAAGCACAACAACAAUCUGCUGACCCACUCACCUCCAAAGACCAACCCCGGUGAUGUCCAGCGGCAGUCACGUGCAGGCUAUUCGGAUGAAGGACAGCAGGCAAAGGCCACGGACUGGAACAACGGGAACAGCCUCGCUCCUCGUACCACAGGUGGAGCAGGCUCACCUGAUGAGGAGGUGCUAGCGGAAGCGCUGGAGGAUGGUGAGGUGACCGCCUUGGAUGACGGCGCCUUCAGGUGCGAGGUGUGCAAGCAGAGCUACUCCAGCAAGGCCUCUGUCAAGACCCACCUCAACACAAAGAAGCACAACAACAAUCUGCUGACCUACUCACCUCCAAAGACCAACCCCGGUGAUGUCCAGCGGCAGUCACGUGCAGGCUAUUCGGAUGAAGGACAGCAGGCAAAGGCCACGGACUGGAACAACGGGAACAGCCUCGCUCCUCGUACCACAGGUGGAGCAGGCUCACCUGAUGAGGAGGUGCUAGCGGAAGCGCUGGAGGCUGGUAAGGUGACCGCCUUGGAUGACGGCGCCUUCAAGUGCGAGGUGUGCAAGCAGAGCUACUCCAGCAAGGCCUCUGUCAAGACCCACCUCAACACAAAGAAGCACAGCAACAAUCUUAAGAGUUUCUGUGAGAAGGCGACCUCGGCGGAGGGCUUGGCUUGGUCAGUGCCGGUGUGGACGAGGGACGGACGGCCGAUAACACCCAAGGACCGGGGCCACUGUGUGCCGCUGGGCACGGAGUCCCUGCCAGGCCUGACCGCGCCCCUCACCCUCACCCCAGACGAUACUAAGGCCUCCACCAGGGUGACUAAGCCGACCCAAAUCAUGCAAAGCGACCUCGAGUAUCCCCACGACAAGCAGCUCCCGCCGGGCCGAGUGUAUGUGUUCAACUACAUAUACUUCCACCACAACACUCGACAGACGGUGGAGGACAGGAUGGGGGCGAAGGAGGACUCCAAAAACCUCAAAGAAACGUUCACAAAGUUGGGUUACGAAGUUCGCCUUCACGAAGACCUCACAGCCGAGGACACCAUGAAGGAAGUGGAGACUAUUAAAAAGGAUCGCACCCUUAAAGCCACUCAGGCGUGUUUCUUUUUCUUCUUGAGCCACGGCACGAACAGCAAGGAAUUCCUGGCGGCCGAUGGCAAGAGACUAAACUUGGAUCAACUUCGAAACGAGUUCACGAACGACCGUUGUCCAGCGCUGGCCGGGAAGCCGACAAUCUUCAUGACCAACUACUGCCGCGGGAACAACGAGGAGCGGAUGCAGACGGACGGGCUAGUGAGUGUCCCUCGUGACAUCGUGACAAUCUACGCCAACACGGACGGCAUCGCGGCGUACCGGCUGCCUGGGGAGGGCACGUGUUUCGUGUUGAGUCUGUGCCACGUCCUUAAGGGCCUGAGGGAACGAACGGACCUGCGCCACGUGUACCUCCAGCUUUCUACCGAGAUGCAACGGCGGCAGGCCACCUCGCCCACCUGGGAGGAUAUUUGCUUCAAAAAUUUCUUUCUUGAAAUGCCAUCGACGUAUAAAAAGGAAAAAGGAAAGCGAAAGAAAGAAGAAAAGGGUAAGAAAGAGGGUGAUGACGAUGAAUAAGUGCGUAAUUGCGAAGUAUAAAAAGGAAGAAGAAAAGUGGAAGAAAGAGGGUGAUGACGAUGAAGUAUGUAGUUGUGACAUAUAAAGAGGAAGAAGAAAAGUGAAAGAAAGAUGGUGAUGACAAUGAAGAAAUACGUAACUGCGCAUGGUGUAAAUGAGCAGAACAGUGAUAAGCCUAUUGCAAGGCAGAUUUCACCGUACAAUGUUAUUCACUUCUUUCAGUUCAACAUAAAGAGCUUUUUUACGACAGCAAAGCUCCGACUGUAAUUUAGCAAACUAAGGAAAAGCUUUAUUUUU
Molecule: messenger RNA, 2154 nt
Organism: Eriocheir sinensis (Chinese mitten crab)
Lineage: Eukaryota; Metazoa; Arthropoda; Malacostraca; Decapoda; Varunidae
Product: protein tiptop-like
Exons: 8
Coding region: 28-1857 (609 amino acids)
Biological process (GO): proteolysis
Molecular function (GO): cysteine-type endopeptidase activity; nucleic acid binding; zinc ion binding
Source: RefSeq, a predicted model, not a curated record